Triticum aestivum (bread wheat) is the source of this 4177-nucleotide messenger RNA. RefSeq names its product putative multidrug resistance protein. Gene Ontology annotation, cellular component: membrane. Gene Ontology annotation, biological process: transmembrane transport. NCBI's taxonomy places the organism in Eukaryota, Viridiplantae, Streptophyta, Magnoliopsida, Poales, Poaceae. Bases 178 to 3894 code for a protein of 1238 amino acids. The transcript has 6 exons. Gene Ontology annotation, molecular function: ATP binding; ATP hydrolysis activity; ABC-type transporter activity. The record is from RefSeq and is a predicted model, not a curated record.
CUCUCUCCUCCGGCGGACAAGCUUGGCUAGACAAGUCAGAGUCUACCACCUAAUUAAACGACCUGAAAAGGAGGCCGCCGGAUUAUACUUCUAUACUCCAACCUAGAGUCAGUCAACAUAUCGAGUAAAACUCCCCAUCAGAAGCAACCAGCGAGCGAGCUCGCGGGUUCGCCGGGCAUGGGUGGCGCGGCAGACGCCAAGAAGGCGCCCUUCGGCUCGUCGCUCGUGUCGGUGUUCAUGCACGCGGACGCAGCGGACGUGGCGCUCAUGGUGCUGGGCCUCGUGGGCGCCAUCGGCGACGGCGUCUCCACGCCGGCGAUGCUGCUCAUCACCAGCCGCAUCUUCAACGACCUCGGCAGCGGCCCCGACCUCCUCCAGGAGUUCAGCUCCAAGAUCGACGAGAACGCGAGGAACCUCGUCUUCUUGGCGCUGGGCUGCUGGGUCAUGGCGUUCCUAGAGGGGUAUUGCUGGUCACGGACGGCGGAGCGGCAGGCGUCCCGGAUGCGCGCGCGGUACCUGGCGGCGGUGCUCCGGCAGGACGUGGAGUACUUCGACCUCAAGGUGGGGUCGACGGCGGAGGUGAUCGCCAGCGUCUCCAACGACAGCCUGGUGGUGCAGGACGUGCUGAGCGAGAAGGUGCCCAACUUCGUCAUGAACGCCGCCAUGUUCUUCGGCAGCUACGCCGUGGCCUUGGCGCUGCUGUGGCGGCUCACCCUGGUGGCGCUGCCGUCGGUCCUGCUCCUCAUCAUCCCCGGCUUCAUGUACGGCCGCAUCCUCAUCGGCCUCGCGCGCCGGAUCAGGGAGCAGUACACGCGCCCGGGCGCCGUCGCCGAGCAGGCCAUCUCGUCGGUGCGCACCGUCUACUCCUUCGCGGCGGAGCGCGCCACCAUGGCGCAGUUCUCGGCGGCGCUCGAGGAGUCGACGCGGCUCGGGAUCAAGCAGGGGCUCGCCAAGGGCAUCGCCGUCGGCAGCAACGGCAUCACCUUCGCCAUCUGGGCCUUCAACGUCUGGUAUGGCAGCCGCCUCGUCAUGUACCACGGCUACCAGGGCGGCACCGUCUUCGCCGCCUCCGCCUCCAUCAUCCUCGGCGGCCUGGCGCUGGGGUCGGGGCUGUCGAACGUCAAGUACUUCUCGGAGGCGAGCGCGGCGGGGGAGAGGGUGCUGGCGGUGAUCCGGCGGGUGCCCAAGAUCGACUCGGGCAGCGACACCGGGGAGGAGCUGGCGAACGUGGCCGGCGAGGUGGAGUUCAAGAACGUGGAGUUCUGCUACCCGUCGCGGCCGGAGAGCCCCAUCUUCUCCAGCUUCUGCCUGCGCGUGCCGGCGGGUCGCACGGCGGCGCUGGUGGGCAGCAGCGGGUCCGGCAAGUCGACGGUGGUGGCGCUGCUGGAGCGGUUCUACGACCCGUUGGGCGGGGAGGUGGCGCUGGACGGCGUGGACAUCCGGCGGCUUCGGCUCAAGUGGCUGCGCGCGCAGAUGGGGCUGGUCAGCCAGGAGCCGGCGCUGUUCGCCACGUCCAUCAUGGAGAACAUCCUGUUCGGCAAGGAGGACGCGACGCCGGAUGAGGUCACCGCCGCCGCCAAGGCCGCCAAUGCGCACAACUUCAUCUCCCAGCUGCCGCAGGGCUACGACACACAGGUGGGUGAGCGUGGUGUCCAAAUGUCCGGAGGGCAGAAGCAGAGGAUUGCUAUUGCCAGAGCAAUCCUGAAGUCACCCAAGAUCCUCCUCCUUGAUGAAGCCACCAGUGCAUUGGAUACUGAGUCAGAGCGUGUCGUACAGGAGGCACUCGACCUGGCCUCUGUAGGCCGGACGACUAUCGUCGUUGCACAUCGCCUCUCCACUAUCCGCAAUGCUGACAUGAUUGCUGUCAUGCAGUACGGCGAGGUCAAGGAGCUGGGCUCCCAUGAAGAGCUCAUCGCCGAUGAGAAUGGCCUCUACUCAUCUCUAGUUCGCCUUCAGCAGACUAGAGAAUCGAAUGAGGUUGAUGAGGUCAGUGGAGCCGGCAGUACUUCUGCCGUGGGGCAGUCCAGUAGCCACAGCAUGAGCAGGAGAUUCUCCGCGGCUAGCAGGUCAAGCUCAGCCCGUUCAUUGGGUGAUGCAGGCGAUGCUGACCACACUGAGGAGGCAAAGCUUCCACUGCCGUCCUUCAGAAGGCUGCUUAUGCUUAAUUCACCAGAGUGGAGGCAGGCGCUUAUGGGAGGCUUCAGUGCAAUUGUGUUCGGAGGCAUCCAGCCUGCUUAUGCAUACGCCAUGGGAAGCAUGAUCUCAGUCUACUUCUUGACCGAUCACGACGAGAUCAGGGACAAAACAAGGGCCUACGCUCUCAUCUUUGUCGCCCUUGCAGUGCUCUCGUUCUUGAUCAAUAUUGGACAGCAUUACAACUUUGGUGCUAUGGGAGAAUACCUCACCAAGAGGAUCAGGGAACAGAUGCUAACAAAAAUCCUCACUUUCGAGAUCGGAUGGUUUGACCGUGAUGAAAACUCCAGCGGUGCCAUAUGCUCACAGCUUGCCAAGGACGCCAACGUGGUGAGGUCUCUAGUGGGUGACCGUAUGGCGCUGGUGAUCCAAACAGUUUCUGCGGUGCUUAUUGCUUGCACCAUGGGUCUGGUCAUUGCCUGGCGCCUGGCCCUUGUCAUGAUAGCAGUGCAGCCUCUCAUCAUCGUCUGCUUCUAUGCUCGUCGUGUCUUACUCAAGAGCAUGUCCAAGAAAUCAAUACAGGCACAAUCCGAAAGUAGCAAGCUAGCUGCUGAGGCUGUCUCCAAUCUACGCACAAUCACGGCCUUCUCAUCCCAGGACCGCAUCUUAGGCCUCUUCAACCAAGCACAGAACGGCCCACGGAAGGAAAGCAUCCGGCAGUCGUGGAUUGCAGGCCUUGGCCUUGGCACUUCCAUGAGCCUGAUGACAUGCACAUGGGCCCUGGAUUUCUGGUUUGGUGGCCGGCUCAUAGCUCAGCACCACAUUACUGCCAAGGCACUCUUCCAGACCUUCAUGAUUCUAGUAAGCACAGGGCGUGUGAUUGCUGAUGCAGGUAGCAUGACAACAGACCUAGCUAAGGGUUCUGAUGCAAUCGCCUCGGUGUUUGCUGUUCUCGACCGGGUAACAGAAAUCGACCCUGACAACCCUGAAGGAUACAAGCCAGAGAAGCUUAAAGGUGAAGUGGACAUCAGAGGAGUCGACUUUGCAUACCCGUCGAGGCCAGAUGUGAUCAUCUUCAAAGGAUUCUCUUUAAGCAUCCAAUCAGGCAAGUCAACAGCCCUGGUUGGGCAAAGUGGCUCUGGCAAGUCGACCAUCAUUGGGCUUAUAGAGCGAUUCUAUGACCCGGUGAGGGGAAUGGUAAAAAUUGAUGGCAGAGACAUCAAAACAUAUAAUCUUCGAGCCCUGCGGCGGCACAUUGGACUGGUCAGCCAGGAGCCAACGCUAUUUGCUGGCACAAUCAGAGAGAACAUUGUGUAUGGCACAGAAACAGCAAGUGAGGCAGAAAUUGAGAAUGCAGCAAGGUCCGCCAAUGCACAUGACUUCAUCAGCAACCUCAAGGAUGGAUAUGACACAUGGUGUGGCGAGAGAGGUGUUCAGCUGUCAGGAGGGCAGAAGCAGCGCAUUGCUAUUGCCCGUGCCAUCCUGAAGAACCCGGCCAUCUUGCUACUAGAUGAGGCUACCAGUGCACUGGACAGCCAGUCCGAAAAGGUGGUACAGGAGGCACUGGACAGAGUGAUGGUUGGCAGGACAAGUGUGGUGGUGGCACACAGGCUCAGCACAAUCCAAAACUGUGACCUCAUCACUGUGCUCGACAAAGGAAUUGUUGUGGAGAAGGGCACACACUCAUCCCUCAUGUCAAAGGGUCCCUCUGGAACAUAUUAUAGCUUGGUUAGUUUGCAACAAGGAGGCAACCAGAACUAAGUAUUUCCAUGAGAAUAGAGCACUCGUAUUUGAAUUAGAACUGUAAGCAAGGAUGGCAAUCAGAUCAUCUAAACUUACGGCGACAAUGGGCUAUUUUUCCUCCUGUUGCACUAUCGGUAUAUAGAAGUGUACCAAGCUUGUAGUUUAUUCAUAUAACUGCUGGAUAUGUAUUGCAGUGAUGCAAAGGUCAAGAAAUCUAAGAUAAGCAGUAUAGUAGGUUUCUAGGUUGUAUCUGUAUUUAUUUUUCUGUCUCCUAAUUAUUCAAAACCACUAUACUUAUUCA